AUGUCGCCCGCUGCUACUACCACCACUAAUAGCAAGGGCCACGAGCCUCGCUUUUCUCUUCCGCCAACAACACCCCUCUCCAGUAAAACGGAACUGGCCAUUGGGGGCCUACGAAUCUAUGUAUAUGGACUCGAUGAGAUUAAUUCAAAUCCAUCACAGAGCUUUCCUGGAGAAAUCGCGGUUUUGUAUAUGGCACAUAACCGGACCAGGACGUAUCGGGUGAUGGAAGACAUGGCCCACGAGAUCCUAUAUCGGUAUCGGACCAACGAGAAAAAGGGCGAAUCAGUCGGUCUGAUCGCUGUGACCAUGAAUAUGAGAAAUCAUGGAGAUCGAGAGGUUGAUUCCCGGGCGAACAAAACUUGGAAAGACGGGAAUGAGAAUCAUGCCAUGGAUCUGAUGUCUAUCAUAUCUGGGUCAGCUCAAGAUUUCAAGCUGGUUUUGGAUUAUCUCCCAGCCUAUCUACCCCAGUUUACUCGAUUUUACAACAUAAUGGCUGGAGUAUCUCUAGGCGGCCAUACGGCUUGGCGCAUUGCUUCCUUGGUCUCCCCAGGUCAAUUCUAUGCGUAUACAAUGGUAGUCGGUUGUCCAAGUCUGUCUACCCUUCUUCUCAGUCGUCUUGGAAUCGACCCAAGCACUGUGAACCAGGAUAACGAAUUUGACUGGGAAAAGCUUCAGCGGCUCAUGGACUCGACUCAGCAGCGCAGAUGGCCUCGUCCUCUAGCGGAGAUUGUGCAUCAGGAGGAUUUGAAAGCGGCCAAUGAGUUCCCCACUGAUGUGCCAUUAUUGCUAUGCAACGGUGUGCAUGAUAAACUUGUGCCGGCCAAAUACACGCGCGCGUGGGUGGAAGCAAGUAAACGGAAUCCGGAACGCGCCAAUCAGGAUAUCAGAUUCUUCGUUCAGGAUAAUACUGGACACAGCUGCACCAAGGAAAUGGUGGCAAUGAUGGCUGAGUGGUUGCGGGACAUACUUCCUUCGGUCUCUCAUCCAAAGGUGUGA
Penicillium malachiteum is the source of this 996-nucleotide messenger RNA. Its product is annotated as alpha/beta fold hydrolase. Bases 1 to 996 code for a protein of 331 amino acids. The record is from RefSeq and is a predicted model, not a curated record. The transcript has 3 exons. Lineage: Eukaryota; Fungi; Ascomycota; Eurotiomycetes; Eurotiales; Aspergillaceae.